Molecule: messenger RNA, 927 nt
Organism: Lagenorhynchus albirostris (white-beaked dolphin)
Lineage: Eukaryota; Metazoa; Chordata; Mammalia; Artiodactyla; Delphinidae
Product: aurora kinase B-like
Exons: 2
Biological process (GO): mitotic spindle organization; regulation of cytokinesis; protein phosphorylation
Cellular component (GO): chromosome passenger complex; spindle microtubule; spindle pole centrosome
Molecular function (GO): ATP binding; protein kinase activity
Source: RefSeq, a predicted model, not a curated record
UCUGCACUUGUCCUCAUGAGCCGCUCCAACGCCCAGCCCACAGGUGCCCCUGUCCAGAAGGUGGUGGAGAACAGCAGUGGGACCCCACACUUCUCAAUGCGUUCCUUCCCAAUUGACGACUUUGAGACUGGGAGUCCUCCGGGCAAAGGCAAGUUUGGAAAUGUGUACUGGGCUUGGGAGAAGAAAAGCCAUUUCAUCGUGGUGCUCCAAGUCCUCUUCAAGUCUCAGGUACAGAAGGAGGGUGUGGAGCACCAGCUACGCAGGGAGACUGAAAUCCAGGCCCAUCUGCAGCAUCCCAACAUCUUGCGUCUCUACAGCUACUUCUAUAACUGGCAAGGAUCUCCUUGAUUCUGGAGUAUGCCCUCCCGGUGGGAGCUCUACAAGAAGAUGCAGAAGAGCUGCACUUUUUUUGAGCAGUGUACAGCCACGACCAUGGAGGAGCUGGCAGAUGCUCUGAUAUACUGCCAUGGGAAGAAGGUGAUUCACAGAGACAUAAAGCCACAGAAUCUGCUCUUGGGGCUCCACGGAGAGCCGAAGGUUGCCGACUUCGGCUGGUCUGUGCACGCCCCCUCCCUGAGGAGGAAGACAAUGUGUGGCACUCUGGACUACAUGCCCCCGGAGAUGAUUGAGGGGCGCAUGCACAAUGAAAAGGUGGAUCUGUGGUGCAUCAGAGUGUUCUGCUAUGAGCUGCUGGUGGGAAACCCCCCCUUCGAGAGUGCUUCCCACAACGAGAUGCAUCGGUGCAUCGUCAAGGUGGACCUGAGGUUCCCCCCUUCCAUGCCUGCAGGAGCCCAGGAGCUCAUCUACAAGCUGCUCAAGCAUAAACCCUCAGAACGCCUACCGCUGGCCCAGGUCUCAGCCCACCCUUGGGUCCGGGCCCACUCUCGGAGGGUGCUGUUUCCCUCUGCCCUUCAGUCUGUCCCCUGA